AUGUCAGAUGAAGAAACAAUUAAUGAAAAAAAACAUACAAAUAAAAAAAUCGACGAACUUUAUAUACAAAAUGAAAUAGAUAAAUUAAAUGUUGACACGUUAAUCCAACCAGAACAAAAUAAUGCUUUAAAAAAGGUAAUAAAAACUGAUAGAAAAAUUGUAUUGAAUCUUGAUGAAAAAAUUAGUAAAUUGCAAAAAUGUUGUCAAUAUGGAAAACAAGUAUCAAAAAUUAUUAAUUAUAAAGCAGAAGGUUUAAGUAGUAUUUCAUUAAAAGAAAAACUAAAAUUGAUUUUAGAAACAUUUAAUGAAAAUUUUUUGGAUGAUAAUACUAUAAAUAAUAGUAAUCAUUCUUUAGAUUUUAAAAAAAUAUCCAAAUAUUUUAGUAUAAAAACAUUUUCUUUUUGUUCUUUAAAUUAUGACACUAUACCAUUAAAUUUAUUUAUGAAUAAUGUAAGUUCCUUCAAUUUAGAAACAAAAGAGAAAAAAGCUUAUAAUAGAGUAAAAAAUUUGAAUAGCACUUAUAAAAAAUUAAAGGAAUAUGAAUAUAAAGAUGAACCAGAAAUUAAACUAGAAACAUAUGAGCAAUCAAUGAAACUAAAAGAAAGAUUAAAGAUGCUUGAAAAAACUCAAAAAAAUGUAAAAUUUUUGAAUUUUAUCAUUGAUUGUGAUCCAUUAAAUGGAUAUAAUGAAACUACUUUUCGAUUAUUUUUAAUUACAUUACUAGUCUCAAAAGGUCAUGUAGAAUUUUAUAAAGAUAUAAAUAAUACUUUAUGUAUUAAAUCUAGUAAUAUAUUUGAAAAAGAAAAUGAUAAUGAAUUUUUAUAUGAUGAAAAUAAAGAAAUAAAAAAAAAAAACCAAGCUAUGUUAACAGCUUGGUCUUAUCAUAAAUGGGAAAAAUUAAGAAAUCAAUUAAAAAAAGCUACUUAA
Messenger RNA from Plasmodium gallinaceum, 927 nucleotides. Its product is annotated as conserved Plasmodium protein, unknown function. The transcript has a single exon. The coding region runs from base 1 to 927 and encodes 308 amino acids. The record is from RefSeq and is a predicted model, not a curated record. NCBI's taxonomy places the organism in Eukaryota, Apicomplexa, Aconoidasida, Haemosporida, Plasmodiidae.